AUGACUUCCCGAUCCGCUAGCCCCCAUCGUUCCGCCGAGAACCUUGCUUCGAUCCUCAACCUUCGCCAUAACGGCGAGACCGAGGAAUAUGACCAUUCACAGGUAACAAGUCGGGGUGCUCCUGCUCGUCACUCUCGACGUCAGAGGUCAGAAUAUCGCUCUUGGGAUCGUGCAAGCGAUACACCUGCAGGUGGAACUACAGGUUCUAAGAACAGGUCCAAAUCUAGACAUUGA
Messenger RNA from Penicillium angulare, 234 nucleotides. RefSeq lists its product as uncharacterized. NCBI's taxonomy places the organism in Eukaryota, Fungi, Ascomycota, Eurotiomycetes, Eurotiales, Aspergillaceae. The transcript has a single exon. The record is from RefSeq and is a predicted model, not a curated record. The coding region runs from base 1 to 234 and encodes 77 amino acids.